Monomorium pharaonis (pharaoh ant) is the source of this 767-nucleotide messenger RNA. RefSeq names its product 39S ribosomal protein L12, mitochondrial (gene mRpL12). Bases 135 to 695 code for a protein of 186 amino acids. Lineage: Eukaryota; Metazoa; Arthropoda; Insecta; Hymenoptera; Formicidae. Gene Ontology annotation, cellular component: ribosome; mitochondrial large ribosomal subunit. The record is from RefSeq and is a predicted model, not a curated record. The transcript has 4 exons. Gene Ontology annotation, biological process: translation; mitochondrial transcription. Gene Ontology annotation, molecular function: structural constituent of ribosome.
CCGCGUAGUAUUCUAGUUCUUUCAGAAUCGACAGCGAAUCCCUAGGUGAAUCUUGUUUGGAGAGUUGUUUGCACCGGACGACGAAUUCAUUCUACUUCACAUUUUUGCAAAAACGUGCUCGCAAUUGACCCAAUAUGAUUAACACAAUUCGACUGGUAUCUCGGCAGAGCCUUUCUCAAUUUCGCCGCUUUCACAAAUGCAUUAUCCGACAAACGGAAUCGAGCACAGCGGCAGCGACGAAAGCCGCAUCACCACCAUCACCACCUCCUCUUCCGUCUGAUGUUGACAAGCCAAUAGAUCCAAAAAUCGACAAAAUAGUCAAUGACAUCACCGCUCUUAAUCUUAUAGAAGUGGCAGAGCUCAGUGAUCUGUUAAAGAAACGAUUGAAUCUGCCGGAUGCACCUGUUAUGCCUAUGGGAGGAUUUGUUGCUGCAUCUCAGUCUGUGGAGGAGGAAGAGCAAACCACUAAACAAGUAAAAACAGAAUUCACUGUUAAAUUGACGGGAUUCAACGAAAAACAGAAGGUAGCGCUAAUCAAAGAAAUCAAGAAUUUGCUGCCAGACACAAAUCUUGUUCAGGCGAAAAAGUUCGUCGAGAGCGCACCUGUGGUAGUGAAAGCAGAUAUAGCAAAAGACGAAGCAGAAAAAUUACAAGAUGCUCUUACAAAGGUUGGUGCUACGGUCGAAAUUGUAUAAUUCAUACAUGUGAAUACAUAUAUUGUUACGUAUCUGUAAUGUUAUAAUAAAAAAAUUUACAUUUACUCACAG